CCGUUGGUCGCGCGCGCGCGCGCGUGGGGCGUUGAGGCGCCUCCCCGCAGCCCGGCGCCUCUCUCGCCGGAGCGCCGGGCAGGGGGGCCCCGGCUGGCAGCCGGGGCAUGGAGAGCCUGCUGGAGAACCCGGUGCGCGCCGUCCUCUACCUGAAGGAGCUCACCGCUAUCGUGCAGAACCAGCAGAGCCUCAUCCACACCCAGCGGCAGCGCAUCGACGAGCUGGAGCGGCGACUGGACGAGCUGAGCACCGAGAACCGCAACCUCCGCGGGCAGCAGCCGGCCCCCGCCGAGCCGCCGGCCGCCCCCGCGCCGCCACAGGGGGCCCCGGCCGAGCAGACCCCGCCGCCGCCACCGCCGCCGCCGGGCCAGCCCGACCCGCUCCAGCACCACCAACAGCUCCCGGCGCAGCAGCCGCCGCCGCAGCCGCCGCCGCCGCCGGCGGGCAAGCCGGCACCGGCGGGCCCCGGCGGCAGCGGGCGGGCUGCCGGCCACCAGCACCCCCCUCUCCAGUCCCACCAGCACCCCGCGGAGAAGGACGGCAGGGAGAAGGGCUGCUGCGCCGCUCUGCUCCAGCACAAGACCCCCCAGGCCAUCGGCAAAGGCGUCCUGAGCCGGAGACCGGAGAAUGAAACUGUUUUACACCAGUUCUGUUGCCCAGCAGCUGAUGCAGAGCAGAAGCCUUCAUCUCUGGACUCCUCACCAAGUGAUGAUCCCAGCGGUUCCACAAGCAAGAAAGCCGUGUGUGAAACGGAGGAUCCGAAGGAGGCCGGCAGACAGAGUGGCCAGGAAGGCAGGUCCGACACCCUGACGCUAAAAGCCCAGCAUGCGGAGCUCCAAGAAGAGCAGGCAGCGGGGUGUUCCCCUCUGGUGCAGAAGGCGAGCCUCCACCACACGGGCUCCCCAGUGAGAGUGCAGCGCAGCAAAGGGACGGCCUCGUGUUCCCAUGCAGCUGCCUCCGAUUAUGAGCUCUCCCUUGACCUAAAGAAUAAACAGAUCGAAAUGUUAGAGCACAAAUACGGAGGUCACCUGGUAUCUCGAAGGGCAGCCUGCACCAUCCAGACUGCUUUCCGUCAGUACCAGCUCAGCAAGAACUUUGAGAAGAUCCGCAACUCACUGCUGGAGAGCCGCAUGCCACGCCGCAUCUCUCUGAGGAAAGUCCGGGUCCAGAACUCGGAAAGCUUCUCCGCUGAGAAAGCCCUAGUGGAGGGGUACAACUUUGUGGGCAUCCCAUUGGUGAGGUCCCCAUCUUUGCCAGCCACCAUCAGUGGAGCACUGACCGAGCUGGAGGACUCCUUCACAGAACAAGUUCAGUCCCUGGCCAAGUCUAUUGAUGAUGCCCUCAGCACCUGGAGCCUGAAGACCAUGUGCUCACUGCAAGAUGGGGGCUCAUACCAGAUAAGGGAGACCUUCAGUGCCAGCUCAAUGCAGCCAAACCAAGACUUAGAAGCUGAGCUGCAAGACAAGGAGAAGGAGGAAGGACUCCUGCCAGAUACCCUACCCAAGAGCAGCAGCACUCUUAUGAUGGCUUUUCGAGACGUCACAGUCCAGAUUGACAACAAGAACAUCUCUGUCUCAUCGUCUACCUCGGUGUCCAUGGCAAACUGCCUCAGCAGCAAUGGCCAGGCUGGGCUCUCUCAAGCUACCAAGGCUGAAGAAAGCCCAGGAGAAGGGGAGGGAGAAGCCAGUGAACCACCAUCUGCCCCAGAGAGCUUACCUGAAUCCGGAGCUCUCCAGAACAGCCACACUCUCACCGAGGUGAAUGUCAGUACUAAUGGCACAGGAGACAGCAGUGCUGAGCCUGGGCAGAUGUCAGUGCAGAAGCUCCAGUUUGAUGCUAGCAAUGAGAUGGGGCAAAGCAAAGGCUCUGAGUCUGAGAAUGCAGACAACUCAGAGCAGCUGAGCAGCAGCAGCACCUCCACUUCAGCCAAGUCAGCCUCUGAGGUGUCCUCAAAAGAAGCACUGCAGGCCAUGAUCCUCAGCCUCCCAAGGUACCACUGCGAGAAUCCAGCUAGCUGCAAGUCCCCCACACUUUCCACAGACACCAUGAGGAAGCGCCUCUACCGCAUUGGGCUGAACCUCUUUAAUAUAAACCCAGACAAAGGCAUCCAGUUCCUGAUCUCCCGAGGCUUCAUCCCGGACACCCCCAUUGGGGUGGCACACUUCCUGCUCCAGCGGAAGGGUCUCAGCCGCCAGAUGAUUGGGGAGUUCCUGGGUAACAGCAAGAAGCAGUUCAACAGGGACGUCCUGGACUGCGUGGUGGACGAGAUGGACUUCUCUGGCAUGGAGCUGGACGAAGCCCUGCGGAAAUUCCAGGCCCACAUCCGUGUGCAGGGGGAGGCGCAGAAGGUCGAGCGGCUAAUUGAGGCUUUCAGCCAGAGAUACUGCAUGUGUAACCCAGAUGUGGUCCAGCAGUUUCACAACCCGGACACCAUCUUCAUCUUGGCCUUUGCAAUCAUCCUCCUCAAUACGGACAUGUACAGCCCCAACAUCAAGCCUGACAGGAAGAUGAUGCUGGAGGACUUCAUUCGCAAUCUGAGAGGGGUGGAUGACGGUGCUGACAUCCCACGGGAGCUGGUGGUGGGGAUCUACGAGAGGAUCCAGCAGAAAGAGCUAAAAUCCAAUGAGGACCAUGUGACUUAUGUCACCAAAGUGGAGAAGUCCAUAGUUGGAAUGAAAACGGUUCUGUCCGUGCCCCAUCGCCGGCUGGUCUGCUGCAGCCGCUUGUACGAAGUGACUGAUGUGAACAAAGUGCAGAAGCAGGCAGCUCACCAGAGGGAAGUUUUUCUCUUCAAUGACCUGCUGGUGAUCCUCAAGCUUUGCCCCAAGAAGAAAAGCUCCUCAACGUACACAUUUUGCAAGUCGGUCGGCCUGCUAGGGAUGCAGUUCCAUCUCUUUGAGAAUGAAUAUUACCCCCAUGGCAUCACACUGGUGACUCCAGUUUCAGGCUCAGAGAAGAAACAGGUACUACACUUCUGUGCUUUGGGUGCUGAGGAAAUGCAGAAGUUUGUGGAAGAUCUGAAAGAGUCAAUAGCAGAAGUGACAGAGCUGGAGCAGAUACGAAUUGAAUGGGAGCUGGAGAAACAGCAAGGGGCAAAGACUCUCUCAUUAAGGACCAAUGGAGCCCAGAUGGAACUGCAGUCUAAGCAAGGCUCUCCAACAGGCAAGAAAGAUUUGGGGGAGAAGGUCUCGGACAGCACAGUGGAGGUGUCAAUUCACAACAGGCUUCAAACGUACCAGCACAACUCCGCCCUGGGGCCCGAGAGUGGAAUGCAGCCCAGCACGCGUCUUAACAUGCCACGGGAGCGGCUGGAGACAGCACUGGUGCCCUCGCACCCCGCCUCGGCGGGGACACUUGUACAGUGCCAGCAGAUUGUCAAAGUCAUUGUCUUGGACAAGCCGUGCCUCGCUCGAAUGGAGCCGGCCCUCAACCAGACUCUGACACGCUACGUCACCUCCGAUUCCUGCACCUCCACCCCCUGGCGUGGUGUGGGCAGUGGGCUCCCUGGGACCCCCAUGAAGCUGGUCCAUCAGCCUCCCCUCCCACCUCCACCACCUCCCUACAACCACCCCCACCAGUAUUGCCCCCCUAGCUCCCUGCUUCAGAGGCGCAGGUACUCCAGUGGCUCACGCAGCCUUGUGUAGCCACACCACCAGCACCAAAACAGCACAGACUUCCCCGCUUCCCUUCCCCACCGCCUCCCGGGGACCCUUUCUGCCUACAGAGAUCUAGUUUGUGAUUUAUUUUUUAGUAAAAGAACAAAAGAAAAAAAAAAAAAAAGCCGACUGACCUAACUCUUACCCUGUCUCCCCUCAAGAUGAUGCUAAUUGUGAGGAGCCAUCUAUAGAAACUGCCGACCUACAUGCCCACACAUCCUCACACCCUGCCAGCCCUGCUGGCCUCCUGUGCUCGUGCCGUCCCCAUGUAGCACUUUGCUGCCCUGUUCCUGAGAGGCUUGAUGACCUGCUGCUUUCUAGGCACUGUGUCUUCCGUUUGCUACUCCUUGACCUCCUUCCUCGCCUUGCAUUUACCUGGCCAUAGAUUUGUACCCACCCCAAAACUUCACCAGCCUCGGAGAGAAACGGACUCACCCGUGCCAUGGACCGACCUUGGGGCACUCCCGGGGAUGGAGUUCCCCCUGCCGCCACUGCUGCUGCCUGCUAAGCUGGAGCUGAGAACUUGUACCACUUGCCAUGCUUUCUCCUCAUCGCUCUUCAAAUAUUAUCUCCUUGCAGCAGCCGGUUCCAAGCGAGGGAGUGCACGAGUGAAAGAGAGCUCGAGAAGAGGAGAGACUGUCCUGAGCUGCAGUACAACGCAAAGAUGGCCUCACUCUGAACACCAAAACUCUUUCUGUUGUUAUUUUGGGGCAUUGUACCAGAGACCUCUGCUGAGACCUAGCAGACCUCAUCACAUGUAAAUACACCUGUAUGGUAGCGUAUGUAUGGCGCAUGCUUACUAAAGGAAACACCAAGCAGUUCUGAGGGAGCAGAAGGGAGGGAUUAAGCUCAAGGAUCUUUCUGGAAUGGAUGAGUACUUUUCCAAAGAGAUGGCACCAAGAGGUGCCCUCCCACCUCAACACACACACACACACACACACACAAAGAUUGUCUUCUCUAGCAUAAACCAGACCCACCUCUGUUUUCCUCCUUCUAGCUGGUUUUGUGUUUCCUGCCCACCUGCUUUUUUAUAUUCUGACAGCAAAGCCAGGUGUUACGUUCACCUUCUAGGGUGGAUGUUCUCUUCACUUGGGCUCCUCCUCCUGUGUUAGAGGGAAGGGGCUUUUUGGAGACCACCCACGUGAGAUCCCAUCUCUAUCUCUUGCCUGGCUAUACUCUUGCUUCCAUCAGCUGUUCCUAUAGGAAAGCUGCCCAGAUAGCAGACUCCAAGGCCUCGUCUCCUCUCUCCCUCCCUAUCCCAACUUCAAAGUGAGGGGUGGGGAAGAUCCUAAGAUAGGGAUGACAGCUCAGCUCCUCUGCGUUAAUGGGGACAUUGAUGUGAAGGAAGAUGACAUUAAAAUGGGCUAUGGAUGUAUUUUUAGACAAAAAAAAAAAAAUCUCUUUGAGCAGUAGGGAGGGGAAGGUAUUAAUUAGCUUAAAGGCUUUGGUCUCACUCACUCACUCUGUCUCCCUUCAAGGCUUAAGAAGAUCAACUUUAGGAUUUUAAAAUAGGACAGAAUGCCUUUUAGGGCCUUUAUUUUUAUUUUAUUUUAAGAGGGAAAGAAAUGCUCUUCCUUCCCAUGCAAGGCUGAGACUUGAGCGCUAGGUGCUGAUGACACAGCCGUUGGGUGAGGAGUGGCAGGAGUUGUUGGCAGCAGUAGGGACGUGCAAAAUGUCAGGGAAAGGGGGACAGUGAAGACAGAGGCAGGGCUGCGCCAGCGUGCGUACCUCUGGGGCUAUUGCCAGUGGCAAAAACCACAGUGCAUCAGGGACUGUCUCCCCUCAGUGUUCUUUGGGUGCCUGCUGGCUCUGCUGAAGCGUUCAGAUGAAAGAGUUCACGUAUCUGACCUGGGCAUGAGCCCAGCUGGAGUUAGGGAAGCAGAGAGGGGCUGGGGUGCAGCCCUCCAGGGCAGGAGCCUGCUCGCUUCCAGGUCCCCUUAUUUCUGAGCCUGACCCAUGUACCCAGGUGUGCCAACAAGUCUCUCUUAAGUUGUUUGCUUUGCUAUCUGGAGCAGGGCACUAGGCUGCCACUUCUAUAUGCAAGAGCAGAUGUACUGACCAGGAGCCAACAGGCACGGCCUCAGGGAGGACUGUGGAAGCAGAAGACAGAAAAGAUUGUAAGAAAAUCCUGAACAGAAGCCCAGUCUCCCUCCAGACUAGAGAAUCUUUCUUCUAGCCAGCCGCCCAGGGCAGUGAGGAAGCUCCACAUCUCAAAGAUGGGCCCAGGGAAAAGUCCUCCCCCCCAGCCAGGGCUCAGCCCCUCACCCCACAGACAACUAUGAGGCACAGCUGGCCUGAUCUGCAGCUGCCUCCCUCCAACGUGACACCCCGCCGCCUCACGGCAGCCGGGAUCUCAUCUGACCUGCCCGUAGCUUCCUGGGAAAGCAUACGUGUGGCAUCUGCCAUUGUCCCAACAACAUAGCACGUGGCCGACAUUUUAUUUUUACUCAAAGGUGUGGUAUCCAGGAGGCACUGACACUGCCCUUCCUUCUCAGCGGCUACUUUGCUGUCUGAGAGGAACGGCAGUAUUUGUUUGUUUGUUUUUUCACAGAGUGCAGUGAGCCACUGAAGAUCUCUCUGCGUGUUAAAAUAAAUAAAUUAGAUUUUACUUGACAUUUAACACGAAGUGACAACAAAGAAAACCUUAAGGUACUUGAUGAAAUAAUUUUUUAGAUAAAAUAUUUAUAAUAAUGUCUAUGAAGUUCCUCCAAGAGAGGUUUGCUGCUUUAAUAAUUGAUUGGGAGAGCUACAAGAAUGUAAAGAAGGAAUAAGGAAGCUUCCAUGAGAUUCCCUUCUUCCUGAUGGAUGAAGGACGGAAGUGAGUUAACCGAAGUGCCAAGGUACCUGAGGCACAGCAGUCUCUCAGGGGGAGCUGCCUGCAUUUCCCUGACCUUGCAAAGGGUACUGCUGGCCUUGAGCUUUGGACAGAGAAGCAAACGUAGAUAACCCUGGCUGUCUUCUAGCCUGCUGGCUACAACAUCUUCUGUCAGGUUUAGCUGGAGAGACGCCAAACCACUGUAUUCCAGGUUGUCGUGGAGCAGGUUGCUCUAAUUUCUGUUGUGUAGCUGAGUCCUUUGGACUUCACUUCAAAAUACCAAGCUUUUUUUUUCCAUUGAAGGUUUGUCUUGAAGGAUGACAAGCACUUUAAAGCAUGUCUACACCUCAUCUGAUCUAUUGUAUUGUCUGCUCCCACAGCCCUCCCCCACGCAAGCAAGACGUACAGACUCGGUGUAGCUGUAGUACUGUGAAUAGACACCCUUGCACACAGACUGAUCCUUGACAGGGUGCAGGCUAGAAGGAGCAUGUCAGUGACAACCUAAUGAAGGACAAAAUGUGUACCACAGCUUGCCCAUGGGGACCAGCCCAAAGAAAAAUCAGCAGCUUUUGACAGCAGUGAUUCUGAUCACGAACCUAGCACAAUCGUUCGGGCGGAGGGAUGAGGCAGGAAGCUGCCGCAGAGAUUAGAUCAACCCAAACGUACCAGUGGCUUUUUGUUGCCAAAUUCAUAUCCUUCUAUAUUAAAAAAGGAAGGGGGAGAGAGAGAAAAGAGAAACCCAGUAAAAACUAUUCUGCAGUGAGUCUCGGGUAUUCAGUGGCCAAAUAAGAAGGUGGCUCUGCUGGACGGUGGGAGAGAACAAGGUGUUACUGAGGUCUGCAGAGCUGCAUUACACACACCGUCAGGCUCUGUCCCGAUUCUCUCUUGCUUGUGCUACUGCUGGUCCAGGGAAAUUAAUCUGUUUACAACAGCAGCAAAGGGACGGAAAAACGCGAGACGGGAGAAUCAAGCUUAAUGCAAACAAUUUGGGUUUAAUGCAGUGUUCGCUGCUGUAGUACUUUUAAUGCCAUAGUCUAGGCCACUCUGGUAGCAACGUCUCCUGCUUUCUGUAAGACCUUCAAAGCAUCCCACUGUUCACGUUUUCUCUCCUUCCUGUAGAUGAAAGGUGUGGGUAUGGUCCACAACCAGAAUUUCAUCAAUACGCAAACUUCUUCACAAAAAGGUACCACCACAUUUGGAAGUAUUUGAGGGCCUCUGAGCUGUAAGAGUUUGAGUUUUGUUACAUGUUUUUCAGAAGGCUCCACCUGCAACUAUCUGCACGUGUUUCUGAGGUCUCCAAAACAAAUCUGAGCCCUAAAUCAAGGAAGCUGCUGCUUGGCAGAGUCUCUGCUUUGAAAUGCAAGUUGCUGAGCAAGCUCCUCCAUCUCCCACUCCACCAGCUGCCACACUGUGCUGGUGGAGGCUCCAGGGACUGCCAGCAGUGUUUCGUGAGCUAGAGCUGUCCUUGUCCUGCCCGCUCUUUCACAGCCACGCCUGGGACAGCAGCUUGGAAGUCACCCAGCUCUUCAGAACUAGUCACAACCCCAUCUGAAUGUGUCUUUUUAAAAAAAACUAACAACAGAAGUGUUACCUGUGUGUAGGCUUUUGAAAGCACCUGUCUGUCUGUACCUGUUUCCUGCUGUAAAUAUCACCAAGAAAAGCUUCCUUUGGGAAAAGUGGUGUGGUCACACCUAGCAAAGAGUCCAAAUGGCUAAUAUUUUGUAACAAAAUAACAAAAAUAGAUCAGAGGUAUUUUAUCUGUUCGAUUAAUAGAGUUUUAGAAAUUAUAUUGAGAUAUGUCACUUGUGCACUAAUGUCUUCUUUGCCUCAGCCCCCCCCUCCUGUGCCACAGCGCUCCACCGGCGUGCGCAGGCGCACGGGCGACACACCAAGGCCGCGCUCCCAAGGAGUGCUGGGCAUCGUGGCUUCCUGCUGGCCCCGGGGCCAGCCCACUGAGGCUACUGCUGAUUUUUCGUGGAAUGCAGCAGGAGCUAGCUCAGCGCUCGGGCUCUCUGAGGAUCAGACCCAGAGGAAGCCAGGAAGAAAUAAUCUCGUCCAAGAGAUGGCAACUCAAUGUGAAGUUCACCCCUGCAGUGAGGCAGAGAGGAAAAUGGUGAGGGGGCGGGGGAGAAGGCAAAGCCCUUUGGUGCUGCAGCUCCUUCCUUUCCAUCUUGCUGGCACGCAGCAGAGCCGUCCCCAAACCCUCUGCUCACGCCUGUGUAGCUCUGCACCCGCCCUGGGGAAGGAGGCCCGCACGCCCCUGCGAAGCGCAGGCCGCUGCGCGCUCCCGCUGCGGCGAGGGGAGCAACCUCACAAGCCGCACGUGCCAACGCGUGCGUUGGGCGCCAGCUGGCCACAGAGAAACCCCUGCACCCAGAGACAUCAGCACAUACACUGUGCGUGAACGCGCACACCCUCUGCCAGCACGUGGGACUGUACGGCAGCUAAGAUGUAGGCACCUCUACUCUCCCCACAGCUGAACACGCUGUACAAAAAUAUCAGGCGUGUGCAGCCGUGCACUGCCUGAGCGGGACAGCUGUGCUGGCUGCUCUCACCACCGCGGCACAUCUCACAAGCUACGUAGGCUGAGGCUUGGUUAGCAUUUGGAUGGGAGACACGUAAGGAAAAUGACAUUUCCCAUGCAAAUCAGAUAUACACGCCUAUUUACACAAAGCAUAACCCCAAGGUUAAUGAAACCGACCUUUGCGAAGUUCUGCACAGGGAUGAGAGAGAUGAGCAGAGACAAACACGUGCGCACAAAGCAAAGCUCUCCUCUGCAAUGGAGGGGGGAAGGCAACCUACUUCUUUGCAGCUGAGUCGAAUACAUGCUGGUUUCAGAUUGCUCCUGCUAAAAAAACUCACUGUCUAUAGGUUGCAAAUUCUUUGCUGGCUUCAAAGAAUCUCUUAGACCCCCAGGCCCAUGGUGAAACUUGGGAGGACAGAAAUCCCUCUGAGAGGCAGACAGGAAAUUUCCCAGGAAUGCAGAGGCUUCCGUUUAUGUUUCUGUGUGCCAUGGAUAUAUUAUAAAUCAGCCCAUCCCAAACAGUCAUUUUCUAAGAUGUUUUGAAACAGGAGUUUAUUGGAGAGGUUUCUGCCUGAUGUUUAGAUCACACACCUGGCUGUAAAGAUGAAAGCAAUAAAAACAGAUUGUCUAUAUGUGAAAUACUA
This is a messenger RNA of Chroicocephalus ridibundus (black-headed gull), 9639 nucleotides long. RefSeq names its product IQ motif and Sec7 domain ArfGEF 3 (gene IQSEC3). Gene Ontology annotation, biological process: regulation of ARF protein signal transduction; actin cytoskeleton organization. Bases 108 to 3644 code for a protein of 1178 amino acids. The transcript has 14 exons. NCBI's taxonomy places the organism in Eukaryota, Metazoa, Chordata, Aves, Charadriiformes, Laridae. The record is from RefSeq and is a predicted model, not a curated record. Gene Ontology annotation, molecular function: guanyl-nucleotide exchange factor activity; protein binding.